Molecule: messenger RNA, 1646 nt
Organism: Pectinophora gossypiella (pink bollworm)
Lineage: Eukaryota; Metazoa; Arthropoda; Insecta; Lepidoptera; Gelechiidae
Exons: 2
Coding region: 88-1023 (311 amino acids)
Source: RefSeq, a predicted model, not a curated record
UCGAAAUAAAUACGUUUUAAGGAAAAUAAUAGUGAUUUAAGAAGAUUAAACAGUGAAGUAAAGAACUGAAGUGAGAAAAAUAGAAGGAUGGAGACCGUAUUACAACCGCCGCCACAGUUCAUUUUUGAAAAUAGCUUAGUGAAUGUGACAUCAGGGAAUUUAUGUACAGAGUGGGAAAAAUGGAAAUCAGCGUUUAAUAUUUAUUAUGAAGCUUGCGAAUUAUCAAAGAAAGAUCCGAAAGUGCAAAUAAAUAUAUUGCUACAUAUUAUUGGUGAUAAAUGUCGCGAAAUUUACGAUCAAUUUACAGGGGAGUCAAAAACAAUAAAAGAUGUACUGCUGAGAUUUGAUCAAUUUUUUAUACCGAAAAAGAAUCUAGCUGUAGAAAGGCAGAAGUUUUUUAAAAGAGACCAACAGGAAAUGGAGUCAAUUGAACAAUAUGCUUUUGAACUAAAUAAAAUAGCAUCCAAAUGUGAUUUCCAAAGUUUAAAGAACGACCUCGUCUGUAGUAGAUUAAUUUGUGGAAUUCAAGAUGUUUCACUAUCAGAACGAUUAUUAAGAGAACCGGACAUUACACUUACAAAAGCAGUGGAAAUAUGUAAAUUAGCAGAAAUGUCGAGAAUGCAAGCCAUGAGUAUUAAGUCGGAGAAUCAUCAAGUACAUGAAAUAAAACAAGAAAGAACUCAAAAUGAAGGUAGGUGCUCGGAUAUUCACGCCGUCGCUAGUCGCCGUCGUCCGUUAUCAGCGCGGGGCCGCGGUCGUCCUGUUCAACCGCCGCCGCCUUCCGCGCAACCGCCCGCGCGUAAUAAUCGUGAAUCAUUAAUGACGUAUCGCCCUCAAGAUAAUGACUCCAGACAAACACAUGCUAAUAACUGUGGAUAUUGUGGUAAAAUACAUAGAAGAAAUGAUUGCCCAGCCUACGGGCAGCGGUGUAUGAAGUGUCGACGUUUAAAUCAUUUUGCCCGUAUGUGUCGGGUGUACACCGUGCAGGAGGAGUCCUCUGAUCAGGACAGUGCGACCUCCUGAUCGGUGGGGCUACUCCUCCACAUGAGCCGUCAGCCUCGGCUAACGGUGCGACUCACGGUGCGGUUUGUAAACAGCUGUUUAAAAUUCUAUACGUUUUUUUUUUAUGUUCAUACUCUUUAUUGAUUUUGCAUGUCUAUGUUAUGUUUAUACAUAAUUCAAAUGAAUGAUGAUUAAGAUAAGAUAACAAACAUUGUAUAAACAAAUAAUUGAAAAUGAAUGAAUAGUACCAAUAUAGCGAAUUUUUUUUAUACAAUUAUUGAUUUUGCACGUCUAGACUAUGUAUAAUUAUAAACAAAGUAAAUAAAAUUAAAAGGGUAUAUAGACAGAGUUAAAAUUAGCAAUUGGAAUGAAAUGACUAUUAUAAUGAUGCAAUGUUAUUACCUACGUAUUUAAAUAAAUUCUCUUUCACUUACUUAUUUUUUUAAUAAGAGGAUAGAUGGAUUUAAUUUUAUUGUUAUUUUUAUAAUUAUUUCAUUUUAACUAUUAGUUGUUUGGAUUAUUUUAUAUUUAUAUUUUUUUUUGUUAAACGGGGAGAUUGUAGGUGGUUUCAUAAUUAUUAUUUUUAUAUGUAGGUACCUUUAUUUUGAAUAAACAUUUAGUCUCUGCCCAACACCGGAGUUUGA